UGCAGGAAAAGGCGGCUGAAUGAUGAAUCGCUUCAUGGUUCUGGCGGUACUGCUCCCCCUGAGGACUUGUUACACUACGUACUCACAGCAAGAAUCCAUUGUAUUUCCAGUAACAUUUCUUAACGUUUCCAAGGAUUUGGCUCUUCAGCGGCUGCUGGUGGAAUGGGAUGUUGGCAAGUCAGCUCAUGAUGCUGAGCUGGCAAUGUCUUUUGAAAUACAAGUCCAUCGAACAGAUGUAGCUACUACUGUGUGGACAGAGUUUCAUAACAUUACGCUUGAUAAAUCAAGAAAGCCUCUUCAUUGGAUAUGGGAUUCAGACCUACCUUUGGAGUGUAUGUCACACUCAGUGAGAAUCAGGAGCAAAGCAGAAGCAUCACAAAUCUGGAGUCAGUGGAGUCCGUGGGAGACUGUCCUGG
This is a messenger RNA of Tauraco erythrolophus (red-crested turaco), 416 nucleotides long. The record is from RefSeq and is a predicted model, not a curated record. NCBI's taxonomy places the organism in Eukaryota, Metazoa, Chordata, Aves, Musophagiformes, Musophagidae.